AUGUCAAGUAUCAACAACACCAACACCUAUAUCGACCAACCAAAAACAUGUUCCGAGGAAGAGGUUAGUUAUAAGGAGUGUUGUCGCAACCAUGCAAUAGCCAUGGGAGGAGCUUGCUAUGAUGGGUGCAAUGAGUAUCUUCAAGCAAGCGGCGACAACAUAAGCGCUGAAAACAGUUUCCUCUGUGCUUGUUGCGGUUGUCACCGCAACUUUCACCGCAGAUACAUUGUUUCAAACAGCCAACCUCAGAUUGAAACAGAGGAAAAUGAUGGUCGGAACGAAGUUCCAGUUUCAGAGCCAUGUCAGUUUGCUGAUAUUGUGGGGGUGGAAAUCGACAUCCAACGUUUCUGCACUGACAUGGGAUUCAGUCUCAGGAUGUUCGUGGUGUUCAUGGUUGGAUAG
Messenger RNA from Sphenostylis stenocarpa, 402 nucleotides. The record is from the annotation of a GenBank genome assembly. NCBI's taxonomy places the organism in Eukaryota, Viridiplantae, Streptophyta, Magnoliopsida, Fabales, Fabaceae.